Messenger RNA from Symbiodinium necroappetens, 1992 nucleotides. The record is from the annotation of a GenBank genome assembly. NCBI's taxonomy places the organism in Eukaryota, Dinophyceae, Suessiales, Symbiodiniaceae.
GUCUGCAAAGGAGUACAUAAAGACACCGGAGCCGUUCGCGCCAUCAAGGCUCUGCUUGUUUGGGGCCUUGCGGAUUCGUUUUCUCUUGGUUCGCAUGUAUUUCCUGGCUGCGAUCAGGCAAUCAACAGACACAAGAUCUCGGACCCAGCGCGGUUCCAGGUAGAGGUGGAUAUACAAUCCUCUCUGGACCAUCCGAAUAUCGUCAAGCUUUAUGAAGUUUUUCAAGAUGCAAAGCGCUUCUACCUGGUGAUGGAAAUUUGCUCCGGCGGAGAACUUUUUGAGCGAAUUGUCGCCGAAUCAGAGAAGCAUGAUGGUGCUCGCGCUUUUGACGAGCGCGGUGCUGCCACGUACAUGCAGCAGAUAUUAGGUGCCAUGAGUUACCUGCACAAGAACAACUUUGUUCACCGGGACAUCAAGCCAGAAAAUUUUCUGAUGCAGAAUACGGAUGCCAACGCCGAAAUAAAGGUUAUUGACUUUGGCCUUGCGAAGCACUUCGUUCCCGGCAGUUCCUCACCGAUGAAGACUCGGGCUGGCACUCCGUACUAUGUGGCCCCCCAGGUCCUGAGUGGAGCGUACGACGAGAAAUGUGAAAAAGACAAGGAGAUCCUUGCAAUGGUCAAGAAAGGAGAAGUGAAGUUUGAUCCAGCUGACUGGUCGGACGUGUCCAGCGACGCCAUCGAAUUCAUCAAGCUGAUGCUCACAUAUGACCCGCGACAAAGGCCAAGUGCCUCGACGCUGCUGAUGCACAAGUGGUUGACUGCAUCGGUCAGUGCUCCCGUAGGAGCAGUGGCCAAGGACUUGGGUCACAAGUUGAAGCGCUUCCAGAGCAAUUCGAGGAUGAAGAAAGUCGCCCUAACCCUCAUAGCCCAGCAGCUCAAAGACGAUGAUCUCAAGGAGCUCCGAGACACGUUCAUUCAGCUCGACAAGAACAGGGCGCAGCUGAGGCCUCGAAGAGAUUCAAACUGGCAUGAGGUGCAGAUAGUAAAGAACCUCGAUACGGAUGGAUCCGGCAACAUCGACUAUACUGAGUUCAUGGCAGCGACAUUAACCAAAAAGCAGUAUUUGAGGCGCGAAGUGAUGUGGGCAGCUUUUCGUGUCUUCGACACCAAUGGUGACGGUGUCAUCACGAAGGAUGAGCUGGCAAAGAUCCUGAAGGAAGAGGACAACAUGUCCUACAUUGAGAAGAUGGUGCAAGACGUGGACUUGGAUUCGAAUGGUGAGAUCAGCUUCGACGAGUUCUGUAAGAUGAUGGAGAAGGAUUCUGCGGGAAUUCUGAGUGCAGCAGCACAGUCCGAAGACAGAUAUGCAGUGUUGUUACCCGGUGACCUGGUUUCACUGUUCCAAUCCGGUCUUUCUGCGACCAUCGGUGCGUGGAAAGUCAAUACCACCGGAUGGCACAGGGCAGUGCUGAAUACUCUCAUUCGACAGAACGAAAGCUUGACCUCGCCCGUGGUGCAAACCCUUCCUAUGGGCAUGUUCGUACAUGUCAUCGCCAAGCAUGGCAGAAGGGUCAGGAUCAACUACCCAGCAGUGGGAUGGACAUCCAUUCAGUCGCCAACAGGGCAGCCAAUCUUGAUGUGGGACGAUCCCGAAGCCCGGAACAAGAACGUCUGGGACUUGCCACAGCAUGAGCGCAAUGCUGUGUUGGAGGCACGAGAGGUUCUCCGGCUCAACGCGUACAAAGAGAAGCAAGCGACGCAUGAUGCCAUGAUGAGGAAAGGAAUCACGUCAUUGGUGAACAGGUACAAGAGUGGAGAGCUUCAAAAGUCUUUGGAGCAUGCUUUUAGUGCUGACAAUAUCCGGACGAUACAAGGCACUAUCGAGGAGAGCAUUGAAAAUGUCGGCAACGCUACGGAGAAGGUGCUUCAUUCCCUGGCCGAGAACAAAACGAGCAAUGCCAAACUCGCAGAAGAAGUUCGGCAAGAUACAGACUUGAUCCGGAAACAGCAGCGUGAAUGGAGACAGGCCAAAGAAAGCAAAGCAACCAGCUGA